ACAAACAGAGCUUUUAUCUUUUAUUACUCUAUCUCUUCUCCCCCCCCCCCCCCCCCCCCCCCCCCCCCCCACCUUCAUUCCUUCUGUCUCUCUCCCCUUCAGCAAAAACAUCAAUGGAUUCUAUGACCUAUGUACCCUAUGGAGGCCUUGCUGCAACUCUAAAUGCCAACAUCCAUGGAAAUGGAACUCAAACCUUGGUCCUUUCCUAUGGCUAUGGGUUGGAUCAGAAUGUUUGGCACCUCCUCCUUCCUUACCUUGUUUGUUGCUUCAAGGUUCUCACUUUUGACUUGGCCUUCUCACCAAAUGUCACCCCAGAUUUCUACAAACCAGACAAGUACUCAACCCUCCAUGGCUACUCACAAGACCUUGUCAACCUUCUUGACGAGCUUCAGCUCAAGAACACUGUCUACCUUGGUCACUCCAUGUCAGCCAUGAUUGGUGCCAUUGCUGCAACAGAAAGGCCAGACCUUUUCCAACACCUCAUCUUGCUCAGUGGCUCCCCAAGGUAUCUCAAUGACAGUGGUUACUAUGGAGGGUCUGAGAUGCCACAGCUCAACAACCUCUUCAACACCAUGGAGAAGAACUACUCGAACUGGGUUCGCAAUUUCGCACCAGCAGCAGUUACCGUGAGUGACAAGGAAGCCAUAGCAGAGUUUGAGCAGAGCUUAGGGAGGAUGAACCCUAAGGUAGCUGUAGAUGUUGCUAAGGCUGUGUUUCUAGGGGACCUGAGAAAGGUUUUACCUGAAGUUACAGUGCCUUGCUCUGUGAUCCAAUCUAGAGAAGACUUAUUUGUCCCAGAGUUUGUGGGACAUUACAUGCAAAAGAACCUUGGUGGAGCUGCAAAGGUUCAGUUCCUCAAGGCUCAAGGGCAUUUCCCACAGCUCACGGCUCACCGCUUGCUCCUCAAGGCUUUGAAGAAGUUGCAUUUGAUUAGUGGGAUUAAGAAAUGUAGUCCUUCUUUGUUGUGAGUCGGUGUCGGCUGUGUGAUCGUGAGGUCUUCUGUUCGAAUUUCUGUAAUUCUCACUGGUAAGCACUUGGUGUCUGAUGUCUAUGCAAACUUCAAUCUUAUAUGAAUGGUUUUCGUUUGAGGGUGCGUGUUAGUAUGUGGUAUAAAAUUCAUUAUUGAACCUCUCACAAGUCACAACAACUCGAGUUAUUGACAGUGGCCGCAGAAGAGUAUUGAUAUAUUUGUGUGGCUCAAUGCCUUGUGCCCCAAGUUAUAGCUUGAUCCAACAUGAAUCAUAAACUCCUUAGGAAAUUAACAAGUACAAGGGAUAACUGAUAAGACAUUAUAUAUUGGAGGUCAAUUUAUAUGUAGCCAUGGGUAAGACAUAGAAAAGGUAAUGAGUGUGUGCUUAUAUCAAACAGAGUGAAAAUGUUAAGAAGUCACAAAUUUUAAGCUAUGUUUAAGCAGAUCAUGCCAAAUAAAUACUCCAAAAUCCAAAUAGUGACGACCUUACCACAAGACAAUACUUUUAAGAAAUUAUUAAUUAUGGUUUAAUAGGUCCAUAAAAAUUAAAAAUAUUAAAAGAUGCUUAAUAGGCCCAUAACCAGCAGCUCCUUCAACUCAAAUCUGAGCACGUGAAAUUCACAAGGUUCAUGAACAUAGGAUGCGACGUCUCAAUAUAAGAAAGAAUAGCUAAGGGAGGAAUUUUACAAUGCUGAUAAGCGUAGAUGUUUAUUUUUUUGUGUAUAAGAUCGAAUUUGUGUCCUAAUGAAAAUUCAAAUUAAAU
Molecule: messenger RNA, 1733 nt
Organism: Linum trigynum
Lineage: Eukaryota; Viridiplantae; Streptophyta; Magnoliopsida; Malpighiales; Linaceae
Source: the annotation of a GenBank genome assembly